Molecule: messenger RNA, 644 nt
Organism: Dreissena polymorpha
Lineage: Eukaryota; Metazoa; Mollusca; Bivalvia; Myida; Dreissenidae
Exons: 2
Coding region: 102-644 (180 amino acids)
Cellular component (GO): cytoskeleton
Source: RefSeq, a predicted model, not a curated record
UUCAGACUUUAAUCCAGCUGAGACUACAACAUGCUGCUUAUUUGUUUGGAAUAAGAGUACGUUCGCCAAAUGGCCGAUGCAAAUGGCUCCAUAUUAGAAACAUGAUCAGAAGACAAUUAAGAAAUUAUACCGCUCUGAUCCUGAGAGUAAAGUUCUACAUACAACCUCAGCAGCUUGAUGUUAAUACAAGGAAAUACCUCUACAGGCAGUUGUUGCAAGACCUUCGAUCUGGCACACUUAAGCCAUCGUCAAAGGAACAAGCUAUCCAACUGGUCACUCUCAUUGCGCAGGUGCACUAUGGACCCAGUAGCGGCCGAAACACAAAUGCUGACAGCAUCUUUGAAACAUAUGGUCAAAUGCUGACGCCUGACGAAGAUGUGUUACAAAGUAUAAUGGGGUUUUGCAAAAAAAUGUCAGAACUGAGUAAAGGACAGGCGCAGAUGAAAUUUCUCCAGUUAGCUUCCACUUUGCCAUUGUAUGGAUUCGAGCGGCACGUGACUGGAAACACGUCAGGAAUUAUUGCGUUGCUGAUCGGUUCUUCAGGUCUGAAGAUUGAAUACGACAUGCACGAGCGCAAUUUAAGGUUUGUAGACUCAAAGCUUAAGAUAUGUAGGAUAAAACCGAUAGUUCAGCAACGUACAUAG